AUUUUAUCAAUUGAACUGGGUAGAAGCAAGGCAUUUGCAGUCUGCAGUCUGCAGUCUGCAGAGAAGAAAAGGUUAUUGGAAAGACAACAAUUAUUACGUGAAAAUACAGGACGCACCGAUGUAAUUAUCACCACAGAUAUUAAGAAAGAGAAAGAGGAAAAACAGAAGGAGAGUGACUGGAGGCUGGUGUGGGAGGGUCUGGGUCCCUCUCUUGUUGUUCCGAUGCUCAGUUUCAGAUCCUAAGCUACGCGCACAGUACCCAACUCAGACACACACAUACACAGAGACAGAGAUAGAGAGGAUCUGCUCUUUCUUCUCCGAUCAGAAAAAAGACGUGCUCCGUGAUAUGGAGUCGGAUCACGGUAAACUCUUCAUUGGCGGUAUCUCCUGGGACACCAAUGAAGAACGCCUCCGGGAUUACUUCACUAAGUUUGGGGAGGUCAUGGAAGCUGUUAUCAUGAAGGAUCGGAUCACAGGCCGAGCCCGGGGCUUUGGCUUCAUCGUGUACGCUGACCCUGCAGUUGCAGAGAGAGUUGUCAUGGAGAAGCAUAUGAUUGAUGGUAGAUUGGUGGAAGCAAAGAAGGCGAUUCCUAGAGAUGAUCAGAACAUCCUUGGCAAGCAAAACAACAUUGUCCAUGGUUCUCCUGGGCCUGCUCGCACCAAAAAGAUAUUUGUGGGAGGCCUGCCAUCCAGCAUAACAGGUGACGAUUUUAAGAUGUACUUCCUUCAGUUUGGGCCUAUCUCGGAUGUUGUUGUGAUGUAUGACCACAGCACUCAAAGGCCGAGGGGUUUUGGAUUCAUCACAUUUGAAUCAGAAGACUCUGUUGACAAGGCAUUGUUUAAGACUUUCCACGAACUGAAUGGUAAGAUGGUUGAGGUCAAGAGGGCUGUCCCCAGAGAGCUGUCUCCAGUUCCUGCUAUUCGCUCACCAUUUUCUGGAUACAGCUACGGUGGUAUGCAUAGGAUUAAUAGCUUCAUCGAUGCUUUCCCUCAAGGUUUUAAUCCGACUUCUUUAUCUAGCUAUGGGAUGAAGGUGGAUUCUAGAUUCAAUCCACCAGUUGGCGAGCGAAAUGCUUACCCUUCUUAUGGUGCUGGCUAUGGAAUGGGGAUGAAUUUUGCUCCAGGGUUCAAUUCAAGCUUUCUAGGGAAUUCAAAUUACAACAAUAAUGUUGGCUAUGGCGGUGACCCGGGUAUUUACUAUAGUGGUGGCUCGAGUAGAUAUGGCAGCGGUGUUGGAUACGGGGGAGGCGAUCUUGGUACUGGUAUUGGCAUGAUGGCUCGCAACGUGUGGGGCAACGAUGACCUUAACUAUAACACAAUGUCUGCAAGUUCUAACACCUACAUGGCUACAGGAGGUGUGGAUCUUUGCAGCUUUGACAAUGCUAGUCUGACCUGGGGAGGUACUUCUACUACUGCUAGAUCAGUGCACCGUGUGGCUAGUAAUGUGAGCUAUGCUGGCGCUGACCUUCGUUUUGCAACUGCUGACAAUGGCAUUGGUCUAAGUGGCAAUGGUUUUGGAAGGAGCUCUGGAACUGGUAUCGGUGGCAGACACUUAAAUUCUCUGAAUGGUGAAAAUGCAGGUAUCUAUGGGAGCAGUUCAGUUUAUGGGGACCCAACUUGGCGAUCAGGAUCAAAUGACCUUGAUGGUGAUGCGCCAUUUGGCUAUGGGCUUGGUAGCACAGCUCCCGUGGUCACAGCCAAAGGUGCGCUAGGUUAUGCUAGCAGUUAUAAUGUUAAUAAUAGACAGCAAAAUAGAGGUGUUGCUGCCUAGGGAGAUCAUUAUACAAUUUAGUUCUUCUCGUAGAUGAGCAAUUGUUGAAUCAGGUGCAUAGUUUUGAGUUCCAACAAUCUCGUUGAUCAAUGAUAAGGUUAGUUGAUUAUUUAACUCUGACUAGGCAGUUGGUUUUGAAGAUUUACAUUCAGAGAUUUGGAAGAUACAUCUUCAUGUAAGGUCUGGGAUUUGAGUGAAAUUUCUGUAAUAGUGUGGUUUUUGUGUCUUGUUGUUGGCUUGGUAUACAAAAAUCUGGUUGUGCAAUAUGUUUAUUUUCAAAGAGUGUUCAGAUUUGUCUCGGCAAAUGGCCAUGUAGAAGUGUUUUUAAAAGGAAAAAAUCAAUUUGAUAUCCAGCGAGCUUGUUGAUUCUUGUC
This is a messenger RNA of Dioscorea cayenensis subsp. rotundata (Guinea yam), 2145 nucleotides long. RefSeq names its product heterogeneous nuclear ribonucleoprotein 1-like. The coding region runs from base 347 to 1771 and encodes 474 amino acids. NCBI's taxonomy places the organism in Eukaryota, Viridiplantae, Streptophyta, Magnoliopsida, Dioscoreales, Dioscoreaceae. The transcript has 4 exons. The record is from RefSeq and is a predicted model, not a curated record. Gene Ontology annotation, molecular function: RNA binding.